This is a messenger RNA of Williopsis jadinii, 546 nucleotides long. It is a transcript of the gene ARF1, whose product is annotated as Arf family GTPase ARF1. Gene Ontology annotation, biological process: intracellular protein transport; vesicle-mediated transport. Gene Ontology annotation, cellular component: plasma membrane; cytoplasm. Gene Ontology annotation, molecular function: GTPase activity; GTP binding. The coding region runs from base 1 to 546 and encodes 181 amino acids. The record is from RefSeq and is a predicted model, not a curated record. The transcript has a single exon. Lineage: Eukaryota; Fungi; Ascomycota; Saccharomycetes; Phaffomycetales; Wickerhamomycetaceae.
AUGGGUUUGUCAAUUUCUAAAUUGUUGUCUGGCCUUUUCGGUCGCAAAGAGAUGAGAAUCUUGAUGGUUGGUCUUGAUGCCGCCGGUAAGACCACCAUCUUGUAUAAGUUGAAGCUUGGUGAAAUUGUCACCACCAUCCCAACCAUCGGUUUCAACGUCGAGACCGUGGAGUACAAGAACAUCUCCUUCACCGUCUGGGAUGUCGGUGGACAAGACAAGAUCCGUCCAUUGUGGAGACACUACUUCCAAAACACCCAAGGUAUCAUCUUUGUCGUUGAUUCUAACGAUAGAGACCGUAUUGCUGAGGCCCGUGACGAAUUGCAAAGAAUGCUUAACGAGGAUGAAUUGCGUGAUGCCCUUCUCUUGGUGUUUGCCAACAAGCAAGAUUUGCCAAACGCUAUGAACGCUGCUGAGAUCACUGAAAAGCUCGGAUUGCACUCCAUUCGUCAACGUCCAUGGUACAUCCAGGCUACAUGUGCCACCUCUGGUGACGGUUUGUACGAAGGUUUGGAAUGGUUGAGUACAAACUUGAAGAGCACUGCUUGA